AAAGAACUCUGUUAUGAGCACAUGGAUGGGUCUUUCAAAGUCGAGCUUUCCUAUCAUUUUGUUAAGUACCGUUAUAAACAUCUCAUUUAUUUUAAUUCUCUCCGAAAUUUUAUGACGACUUCUCUUUAGAUCUGGUUUUAUUUCUUUGUUUCUUAGGCGUCUGGUAGUCUCGAUUUACUACACGAAUGUGUAAGGGAGAUCAAACGACUUUCUAGCGCUGUUGUGUUAAGUCCUCCAGUAGGCUUUGCAGUUUGCCCAAAGGGGAAAAAUCUGUUGGAAAGAGGUCUGCUAAGUAAUGAACUUAUAGUUUGCCCAUUUCCAAUCCUGGUCGAUAGUCUCAAAAACAAAAUCGGAAACUUUCUAAAGACGUUGCAUUUUGAAACAAACUGUAUCGGCUUAUAAUCACUCUUGCAUAAAAUAUUCAAUCAAUUAAUGCAUGUUUGAUGACAAUCGUUUGCGUGUUUGAACAAUGAUCAAUAUCGACUGCACGCUUUGUCGCCUAAGUUGCUGAGUGAAGCGAAAAGUUUGAAGAGGUAAAUUUUUUAUACUUGGCUUUUUCGUGUUUGUGAAUCUUUGACGUAAUUUCAUUUUAAUAAGUCCCUCGUGUCGAAGGACCUUCAACUUCGAGGAAAAAAAAAGAGCCGGGACAGGAAAAAGGUCGAAACCUCUCAGGUAGGUUAACAGAGUCUGUUGUCCUUUCUGAGUUGCCCCGGCAACCGAGUGGGACCGUCAGCUUUCUGCCUUCUUGGCCAUCAUUUGAUUUUUCAAAGAAAUUUGAAAGAAUAAAACGGAAAAAACCUCGAAACGCCUCAAGUGUACAGUUUGCCCGGCCGAGCGGUUCCUUUACAAAAACGCGAAAUUGUAAAACAACGCUGAAGAAUGCGCGAGUGAAUUUGCCAAAAAAGUCACAUAUGACUGGAAGAGAAUAACAUGAGAACCUUGCUUAAAUGGGUGGACAAAGUGUGCGACCGCGACAAACAGGAACAAUGCGUGUCUUCGCUCUGCUUCAACCCCGAUGGCACACAACUUGUCGCCGCCGCCGGGCAGAUGGUCCUCGUCUACGACACGACGAACGGCUCCCUGAUUCAACCUCUAAAAGGUCACAAAGAUAACGUCUAUGCUGUUGACUACUCCAAUGACGGGAAACGCUUUGCUUCAGGAAGCGGUGACAAAAAUGUCAUCAUUUGGAGUAACAAAUUAGAAGGGGUAUUAAAAUACAGCCAUGGUGAUGCUGUACAAUGUUUACGGUUCAACCCAAUAUCAACUCACCUGGCAAGCUGUGGCGGGAGCGAGCUUGUCCUCUGGUCACCGGAAUUCAAGUCGAUUCAGAAGUACAAGUCUUCUGCUAAAAUUCUAGCCUGCUCUUGGAGUUCCGAUGGCCACUUUUUGGCAUUGGGUCUUUCCUCUGGCAGCGUCUCAAUCAGGACUAGAUCCGGUGAGGAAAAAUCAAGAAUCGAGAGACCGGGCGGAAUCGAAACUCCAAUUUGGGCCCUUGCUUGGAGCCCUGUUAAGGAAGAUAAUCAUGACAUUCUUUGUGUCACUGAUUGGGGCCAAUCGAUGUCAUUUUACACUAUAAGUGGGAAAAUGGUUGGAAAAGAAAGAUCAUUGGGUUAUGAACCACUUUGUGUUAACUAUAUGAACAACGGAGAAUUUAUACUCGUUGCUGGAUGUAACAAUAUAUGUUUCCUUUAUUCGAGGGAUGGUAUUAAACUGGCAAAAAUUGGAGAGGACCACCAGUCUUGGAUUUGGACUAUCGCCUCCAAAACGAAUCCUCAUCAUAUUGCACUUGGAUGCGAAGAUGGAAAAAUAGCCAUGUAUCAAGUCAUCUUUACCCCAGUACAUGGGAUUUACAAGGAGAAAUACGCUUAUCGGGAACAUCUGACAGAUGUUAUCAUACAAAAUCUACUUACGGAUCAAAAAUUGAGAAUAAAGUGUAGAGAUUUAAUAAGAAAAGUUGCAAUAUACAAACACAGACUUGCUGUGCAACUUGGAGAGAGAGUGACCAUCUAUGAGUUGUACUUGGCAGAAGCAGGUUCUAUGCAUUACAAGCUGAAAGAAAGGAUGCAAAUUAAAUCAGAAUGCUCACUUUUGGUCGUCUGCUCUGCCCAUAUAGUCAUCUGUCAUGAGUGUACACUCCACUCAGUGGCGUUCAAUGGUCUUAGGGAAAGGGAGUGGCUUAUGGAAUCCCCUGUGAGGUACAUCAGAGUCAUUGGAGGGCCACACAGCCGCGAAGGGCUUCUUGUCGGGUUAGCCAAUGGCCAAGUGCUUAAAGUUUAUCUAGAUAAUGCUUUUCCUGUUGAAUUAAUUAAAAUAGAUUCGCCUGUUAAAUGCUUAGAUAUGAGUCCAAGUCGUAGAAAACUUGCUAUUGUUAACGACAAAGAUCAGUGCCUUGUUUAUGCCAUCCCAAGUGGCCAGCUUUUAUUCCAGGAGCCAAAUGCGAAAUUCGUAGCUUGGAAUACAAGUUGUGAGGAUAUGAUUUGUUAUUCUGGAAAUAAUGUUUUAAACAUUAAAGCGGAUAAUUUUCCAGAACAUCAGCUUAAAUACCAGGGUUUCGUAGUGGGGUUUUGCAGUUCUAAAAUAUUUUGUUUCCAUCAAAAUGUAAUGUCGACUAUUGAAGUGCCAUUAUCUGCUCCUAUGUAUCAAUAUUUGGAAAAAAAACUAUUUACGGAAGUUUAUGAUAUUGCUUGUCUUGGAGUUACUGAGAGUGACUGGAAAACUCUAGCCCAUUCGGCUCUCGAUGCCCUUAAUUUUGAAAUUGCCCGAAAAGCAUUUAUAAGAAUAAAGGAUCUGACUUAUCUUGAGCUUAUUCAAGAUUUCCUGGAGAGGGAGGAAAGAGGUGAAAGAGAAAGGGAAGUUUUUCUAGCUGACAUUCUCAGCUUCCGAGGAAGGUUUAAAGAAGCAGGGAGGCUUUAUGCUAGAGCUGGACGCCCAGAGAAAGCACUAGCUAUGUACACUGAUCUCAGGAUGUUCGACCAGGGGCAAGAGUACCUCGGUGCCGGUGACGAUGUGGACAGAAAAAGUCUGCUCAGAAAAAAAGCAGAUUGGGCGAAAAAUAUUAACGAGCCAAAAGCAGCAGCACAGAUGUAUCUAUCUGCUGGCGAUGUAAUGAAAGCUGUCGAGAUAAUGGCUCAGUACCAAUGGGUUGAUAUGUUGGUAGAAGUCGGUAGGAAAGUGAGCGGUCAAGAAUCUGAACCAGCUCUUAGGAAAAUAGCAGAGACCCUUCGCUCUCUCUCUGAGCUGGAUCUAGCCGCGGAAAUGUACAGAAAGCUCGGUGCUGAAGACAACCUGCUGGAAGUUCAGGUCCAAGCUGGGAAAUGGGAUGAAGCGCUCGCCUCCGUCGAAGACAAUCCAAAAUAUAGGGAAAUGGUUUAUUUACCUUACGCCCGCUAUCUCGCUGAAAACGAUAAUUUUGUAGAAGCCCAAAAAGCGUAUCACAAGGCCUGCCACCCAGAAGAGGCGUUCAGAGUAAUAAUGCAACUAACAACAAAUGCAAUUACAGAAAACCGUUUUAAUGAUGCAAGUUAUUAUUAUUGGUUAUUAGCAAAACAAGCAUUGCAGCUAGCAAGCGAUGGACAAGAUGAACAGCUAUCAAAGUACUACGAGUAUGAAAAAUAUGCGACAAUUUAUUAUGCCUAUCAUUCCAUUGAAAGAUAUUCGGAAGAUCCGUUCACGGCACACCAGCUGGAGGAUCUCUUCAAUAUUGGGCGGUUCCUUAUGCAAGAGACCAAAGCUCUCCACCUUCCUGGCAUUUCUCAAUUUUCGCUCUUUUUGCAAAUUGCAAAACUGUCACAGCAAUUAGGGGCUUUUAAACUUGCAAGGCAUGUCCUCUCAAAAAUACAGUCCCUGAGAAUACCACGAGAUUUGCAGGAGUAUGUUGAUACCCUGACGCUGUUAGUAAAAGGAAAACCGUAUCAUGACAACGAGGACCUGUUAAUAAUGUGCUACCGUUGUUCGAGUUACAAUCCUUUGUUGUCGCCGGUAGCGACAAAGCCCAAUUCAUGUACAAAUUGUGGUCAACCUUUUGUAUACUCAUUUGUCACUUUUGAAGUCCUUCCUUUGGUCGAGUUUCACCUUGAGCCUGGAAUAUCCGAAAUGGAGGCGAUAAGGCUUCUAGAAUCCCCUCCAGAAGAACUAGACUCAAACUGGACUCAAAACAUAGAAGGCAACGUUCAAAGCAUGAGGCUCGACGAUUCCCCUAUUCAAGAUCCUUUUAGCACUCGCAUGAUUAGCUAUGAUGCUACGACUGAUGAUAUGCUGCCGGUGGUGGUCAACCGAGCGACUUUGAAAUCUAUGGACAUCAGCACAGUCAUAGUUUGUAAGUGUCCUAAACCUUUGGGUGUACGGUUUUACCGCAACUUAUUACCCAACGUCCCGAUAGUGACUUGCCCUUAUUGUCACAAGAUAUUCCAUUUGGACGAUUACGAGUCACUUUUGUUGGAAAAAGGAUUUUGCCCAUUUUGUCGAGUACCAAGAGAUGCGAGUGAAGAUGUGGACAUUAUAUAAUUCUUUUAAAAAACCUUAUUUAAGUAUUUACACAGUAGCAGAGGUGGUAGAAAUAAUUUUAAAAGAAAGGAAGUAUAGAGAAAUUUAAUAAUUUUAAGAAUAAUUUAUAUAAACAAAUAUUGAAGUGAAUACUGUACAUAAUUAUAAUAUA
Cimex lectularius (bed bug) is the source of this 4654-nucleotide messenger RNA. It is a transcript of the gene Oseg1, whose product is annotated as intraflagellar transport protein 122 homolog. Lineage: Eukaryota; Metazoa; Arthropoda; Insecta; Hemiptera; Cimicidae. Gene Ontology annotation, molecular function: protein binding. Bases 931 to 4503 code for a protein of 1190 amino acids. Gene Ontology annotation, biological process: protein localization to cilium; non-motile cilium assembly; intraciliary retrograde transport. Gene Ontology annotation, cellular component: non-motile cilium; intraciliary transport particle A. The transcript is spliced from 23 exons. The record is from RefSeq and is a predicted model, not a curated record.